GGCUGGUUUUCCGUUCCGUGCAUUGCUCUAUCCUACUAACCUGGUCCUACGACGCCGCACGUUGGCACGAUGAACAGCUCCGACGGUAAAAAGGCUUCUCCCUCGGGUGUGGUGGAAUGGGUCCGCACAGCAUGUCGGUUUGCCACAGACAGGAACGACUUCAGAAGGAAUCUCCUGGUCAACAUGGGCUUGUUUGCCGCUGGCGUCUGGGCCGCAAGAAACCUCUCAGAUUUUGACCUGAUGUCUCCUCAGGCUGUGGCAUAACAUGGUGGAAGUUACAGCAUCGCCACAACCAGGAUGAUGGCGUCUUGGACCAACAAAGAAGAAACAAGGGACAUGAAUAAACAGUCAUGAAACUUGCAUGACGAGUUAUACUUUGAAAACAAACCAUCUUGUUUUCCCGAAUUUUCUUUUCUUUUCUAAUUUUUGUUUUGUAUUUUCAUUUUAUUGUAGAUGUCAUGACAACACAUUACAAUCUUGACUCUC
Molecule: messenger RNA, 486 nt
Organism: Scophthalmus maximus (turbot)
Lineage: Eukaryota; Metazoa; Chordata; Actinopteri; Pleuronectiformes; Scophthalmidae
Gene: tomm6
Product: translocase of outer mitochondrial membrane 6 homolog (yeast)
Exons: 3
Coding region: 70-264 (64 amino acids)
Cellular component (GO): mitochondrial outer membrane translocase complex
Source: RefSeq, a predicted model, not a curated record